Molecule: messenger RNA, 2424 nt
Organism: Arachis duranensis
Lineage: Eukaryota; Viridiplantae; Streptophyta; Magnoliopsida; Fabales; Fabaceae
Product: retrovirus-related Pol polyprotein from transposon RE1
Exons: 5
Coding region: 1-2424 (807 amino acids)
Source: RefSeq, a predicted model, not a curated record
AUGACUACUGAGCAGAAAAUUGAUGAAGUCAAUAGUAAUGAAUUGGCUAUGAACCAAGAAGAAGUGAGUGAAACUGCAAGUAUCGCGUUAACAGUGAACCAAAGGCAAGCCUUGAUGUCCCUUCUCAAAGAACAAUGUGCUCAACAACAUUCUCAUGGUGCAAACCAGGGUCAGAAAUCAUCCAAUCCUGUUUCAGGUCAAGCUAAAAUUCAUUUUUUGCAAUUCAGUGCAAGAAUUUUAUCAUUGGUUAGACCAAAAUCUGCUCUUUGGGUCAUAGACACUGGAGCCACAGAUCAUGUUUCUUUUGAUCUAACCGAUUUCAAAACUUAUCAAAGGGUUAAGCCCUUGGUUGUUAAAUUACCUGAUGGCAGCUUUACAACUAGUAGCAUUGAUCAAGCUACAUUGAGGACGAUUGGAGUAGCUAAAUGUGCCGAUGGACUAUAUACAAUGCACAACCCUACAACACAUAGUGAUUCAUCAAAAUCUGCAGCAUUAACACUUCAUUCUUCCAAUAAUUCGUUAGGUCAGAAUAAUAAGCAUUUAGAUGUAGUUUCUAUUUCUGAUGCACAUCUAUGGCAUUUGCAUGAUUCCACUUACACUUCAACUAUUGGUGCUGGUUGCAGGACUAAUAAUCUUCAAUUUCAAGAUUUAGAUCCAUUUACUUCCUGCACUUAUCACUCACCUGCAUCACCGCAUUCUUCAAAUGCAACUUCUCUUGACAUUCCUAUUUCAUUGGAAAAUAAUGCACAGAAUUUAGGCACACAUGUUUCUGCUGACAUCAUUCCUAUUGCAUCAACAAGACCUAUUAGGAACCGCAAACCACCCUCCUACUUACAGGACUAUCAUUGUAUGUUGGCCACAGCAAGUUUAGCACCUCCUUCUACUCAAAGAUAUCCAAUUUCUAACUUUCUUUCAUAUAAUAAGCUAAAUUUUAAUUACAAAUCUUUUUGUUUGGCCGUCUCUUCAAAUCCUGAUCCUCGCACUUAUGAGGAGGCUGUUGCUCAUCAUUGCUGGAGAGAGGCUAUUCAAAGUGAGUUGGAGGCAUUGAAGUUAAACAAUACUUGGAGAGUUUGCAAACUUCCAAUUGGUAAGCGAGCCAUUGGUUGCAAGUGGGUCUUCCGAACCAAAUUUCAUGCAGAUGGUAGCAUUGAAAGACGCAAAGCUAGGUUGGUUGCGAAAGGUUUCACACAGAUUGAAGGGGUCGACUUCAUUGAUACAUUCAGCCCUGUGGUUCAGAUGACUACUUUGAGAUUAUUGUUAGCAGUUGCAGCAGCUAAGAAGUGGCACUUGAAACAACUUGACGUCAAUACAGCAUUCUUACAUGGCGAUCUAAAUGAAGAUGUUUACAUGAAAAUCCCUCCGGGCUUGGAUGAACAGCAAGGGAUGGUGUGCAAGUUACAGAAAUCUCUUUAUGGCUUGCGACAAGCAAGUAGACAAUGGAAUUUGAAGUUGACAGCCACACUUAUUACCUCGGGAUACAAGAAGUCUGUUUCGGAUCACUCUCUUUUUACCAAAAUUACAGCUUCAGGGAUCACCAUUAUCCUUGUCUAUGUCGAUGAUUUAGUGCUCACGGGGGAUGACAUUUCGGAGAUUAAUCGAAUUAAAGGAAUUCUUCAUGACAAGUUCAAAAUCAAGGACAUUGGUGACUUGAAGUUUUUCUUAGGCAUGGAAGUUGCACGUUCAACCAAAGGUAUUCAUCUUUGUCAGCGAAAAUAUGCCUUGGACGUUCUUGAAGAUUUUGGUUUCUUGGAUUGCAAACCUGUCAGUACCCCCAUGGACUACCAUGCGAAACUAUCUUCCGAAAAUGGCACUUUGCUCUCUGAUUUCACCAAUUACCGGCAACUAGUUGGUCGCCUUAUGUAUCUAGCCAACACACGUCCGGACAUCUCUUAUGUGAUGGGUAGAUUGAGUCAAUUCAUUGACUGCCCAACUACUGCUCACCUCGAGGCAGCUUUUAGGGUCUUGAGGUAUCUCAAGGGUUGUCCCACACUUGGCCUUUUCUUUCCUUCUGAUUCUGACUUUUCAAAGAGCAAGAAACAAUCAACCGCCUCCAGGUCUUCAUCUGAAGCUGAAUAUCGUGCAUUAGCAAAUGCUACUUGCGAGGUCCAGUGGCUUUCUUUCAUUUUCCAAGACAUUGGCAUGCCACUUACGGCUCCGAUUACCAUUUUUUGUGACAACAGAUCUGCAAUUCACAUUGCCGCCAAUCCCAUCUUCCAUGAGCGUACUAAGCACAUUGAAGUUGACUGCCACAUUACUCGUGAGAAGCUACAAAGCGGCUUGACGCACUUAUUGCCCAUUUCCUCUGCUGAUCAAUUGGCAGACUUCCUCACCAAACCUUUGGCACCAGGACCUUUCUCCACCAAUUUGUCCAAGCUAGGACUGCUUGAUCUCCAUCGUCCUAGCUUGCGGGAGGCUGUGACUUGA